Molecule: messenger RNA, 621 nt
Organism: Xenopus tropicalis (tropical clawed frog)
Lineage: Eukaryota; Metazoa; Chordata; Amphibia; Anura; Pipidae
Product: putative protein TPRXL
Exons: 5
Coding region: 1-621 (206 amino acids)
Source: RefSeq, a predicted model, not a curated record
AUGGCUAUUCAGCUCCCUGCUCUCUCAUUGCCAGAAGCCUCACAUCUCCCUAGUACUCCCUCAAGUGCCUCACAUCUCUCUAAUACCCCCUCUAGUGCCUCACAUCUCCCUAGUACUUCCUCAAGUGCCUCACAUCUCUCUAAUACCCCCUCUAGUGUCUUACAUCUCCCUACCUCACAUCUCCCUAGUACUCCCUCAAGUGCCUCACAUCUCUCUAAUACCCCCUCUAGAGCCUCACAUCUCCCUAGUACUCCCUCAAGUGCCUCACAUCUCUCUAAUACCCCCUCUAGAGCCUCACAUCUCCCUAGUACUCCCUCAAGUGCCUCACAUCUCUCUAAUACCCCCUCUAGAGCCUCACAUCUCCCUAGUACUCCCUCAAGUGCCUCACAUCUCUCUAAUACCCCCUCUAGAGCCUCACAUCUCCCUAUGUUCAGUGCAAGAGAUCAAAUGGAAAUCAGGGACUUUUCUGUAAAAAACGGGACAGUUGGGAGGGCUGGGAAGAGCAUGGGAUCUGCAAUCCAGACGCACCGUAUGUCUGCCUUCAUAGAUGCAGCUCUGUCCCCUUCCACCCCCACGUGGGUACAUAACACUGACACCCCCAUCUCGCUAAUGAAAGGAUGA